Molecule: messenger RNA, 1720 nt
Organism: Aedes albopictus (Asian tiger mosquito)
Lineage: Eukaryota; Metazoa; Arthropoda; Insecta; Diptera; Culicidae
Product: E3 ubiquitin-protein ligase RNF185
Exons: 3
Coding region: 167-907 (246 amino acids)
Biological process (GO): ubiquitin-dependent protein catabolic process
Cellular component (GO): endoplasmic reticulum
Molecular function (GO): ubiquitin-like protein conjugating enzyme binding; ubiquitin protein ligase activity; metal ion binding
Source: RefSeq, a predicted model, not a curated record
GCAUGGUACCGGAAGCAUCUAUAGUAGGUGUUAAAAAUAAAUCAAACGGACAUUCGCUUCUCUGCAUUCAUUAAUAUUCAAACCAUGGCAAACUUGUUGCCGAUUGGAAUCGAUUCCAUUCGCUCACUCUGUGUGUGGUUGCUGUAGAUAGACACUCCACAAAACCAUGGCAUCAACGGUCGAGAGUGCCCCACCGCAGCCCUCGGCUCCCAGUUUGGAAGAUCUGAAUUCGGCAUCCACCUCGCAGCAAUCCACCACCGGUCCCAAUCCAUUCUCGAAAGUCACAUCCCCCAGUACCGACGCUGACCCAACGGCGAAACCAAUCUCCACAGACCAGCAGGAUUCGGCGGAAUCGGCAACGAGCAGUUCCGGAACGAGUACCGGCAAAUCUAAAAUCAACCUCGAAGAUGCCACCGAAGAUGGCGAGGAGAAGAAGGACGACUCGGUGUUCGAGUGUAACAUCUGCCUGGACACGGCCAAGGACGCGGUAGUUAGCAUGUGUGGGCAUCUGUUCUGUUGGCCGUGCAUACACCAGUGGAUGAACGGUUACAGGAAUACGUGCCCGGUGUGCAAAUCGUCCAUCAGCAAGGAGAAAGUCAUUCCACUGUACGGUCGGGGCGGCAGCAAGGAGGAUCCCAGAAAAACCGUCCCGCCUCGACCGGCCGGCCAGCGAACCGAACCGGAACAGCCCCAGGGCUUCCAGGGCUUCACCGGCGACGGCGGGUUCCACAUGUCGUUCGGCAUCGGCGCCUUUCCGUUCGGAUUCUUCACCUCUACGCUGAACUUUGGCGAGUUCCGGGGCAACCCGCCGCACGAGAACACCCGCGAGUACGAGGAGGACCAGUUUCUGUCGCAGAUUUUCCUAUACGUGGCGCUCAUCUUUAUGGCCUGGCUGGUGCUGGCCUAAUGGAAGGAAGUAAAAAUACGCUAGUCUUUGUCGUCGUGCAUGCGUGUGUGUUUGUGAUCACACGCGGUAAGUAUGAACGGAACUCCCCUGAAUGAGUGCGUGGACGUGGUCUGCUGGGCUGGUGGUCUAUUUGUGAUAUAAUAAACGUUAAUCUUUUUACACGCUUGUGGGAAAUUUUGGGCGGGCUCUCGCCAAGCACGCCGAAGAAGCUCAAUUUAGUGUUGAGAUAGAAGAACAGAUAAAUUCUCCCUUUCAAAAUUAGAGCAAAUUACAGCUAACACCUGUGUAACGAUAGAAAAUAUCUUAUCACUAGUAUCACUAGAACAGAACGAAACUGUGACCGUUGAACGGUGAGAAAAAAUGGAUAUAAAUGUUCAGUUUGGAUUCAUUUUUGCCCACUGUGACGGACGUUUGAUUGGCAUUAGAAUGCAUUGUGGUCUUUCAUAAGUAGCUUAUCCAUUCUUCAAACCCUACUAUUAUUUUACUCCUGUUGAUUUUACCAAUUGCUAUAACAUAUGAUAUACACACUCGUUCCGUUUGUUUUACACUUUAUGUUUUAUUCUUUGACCGACGCGGAAUGCUUUUAUCUCGCCUGUCAACUAUAUCGAAACUCGUCUCUAUAUAAAGCUGAACUGAUGAUGCUUUACAACAGCUGUACAGAGUAUGUUGGCUUCAGGCAAGGCAACGAUGAUAUGAGUAGAGAGGAACGAUAGCAAGGAGUUUGUAUAAUUUAUUUGGAAGCGAUUUGAGGGCGAACUAUAUUAUCGUAUAUUUAAGGAAUACAAUAAAAUGCAAUCAAUAUUUGAAAAAUCA